Messenger RNA from Coniophora puteana RWD-64-598 SS2, 288 nucleotides. RefSeq names its product dolichol-phosphate mannosyltransferase subunit 3. Gene Ontology annotation, cellular component: endoplasmic reticulum membrane; dolichol-phosphate-mannose synthase complex. NCBI's taxonomy places the organism in Eukaryota, Fungi, Basidiomycota, Agaricomycetes, Boletales, Coniophoraceae. The record is from RefSeq and is a predicted model, not a curated record. The coding region runs from base 1 to 288 and encodes 95 amino acids. The transcript is spliced from 3 exons. Gene Ontology annotation, biological process: GPI anchor biosynthetic process.
AUGGCUCGUGCACACCGUAUUCUACUUUUUAUCGCUAUAUUCGCCGUCACCUACAUCGCUGCUCUGUUCUCGUACCUUCCAAUCCCUCUUGUCGACUCGGAAACACUUCAAGAGAUACUGCCAGCGGUCCCCUGGUGGGCGCUUGUCAGCUUUGGGGCGUACUCGCUGUGGAGCAUGGGUUGGGGCCUUUGGACAUUUAGAGACUGCCCUGAGGCAUACACUGAACUUAUUCAGCAAAUUUCCGAAGCAAAGAACGACCUUCGCGCGAAAGGUGUCACUGUGGACUAA